Messenger RNA from Porites evermanni, 9378 nucleotides. The record is from the annotation of a GenBank genome assembly. NCBI's taxonomy places the organism in Eukaryota, Metazoa, Cnidaria, Anthozoa, Scleractinia, Poritidae.
AUGUCUUCUCAAGAGAAAAGUUUGCCUUCCUUUGCUUCGAUUAUUUCUGUUUUGGCGAUUGUUCUUUACGGAGCCGGUUUUCUGAGAGUAGAAUUUGAGCUGAACGAACAAAGGAAGAGAAUAUAUGCUCUUGAAAACAUUGAGGAGACUAAGCCGUCCGAUGCUCCAAACAUCAACAAAAUAGUGAGGAAUGCUGGCGGUAAGUUUGUAUUUAAUAUGGUUUAAUAGUUUACAGAAAACACCUCAAACAGAAUUUGCUAUUCUAGUAGUUUUUUCUUUCCUUUUUUUCUUUUUUUUUUUUCUGAAAAGCAAAUAUUGUGAGUCCAGAAAAUUUUCAUAUAGAUAUCUUGUCUUUGCGUGCUCAUCGCGUGGCGUCGAGACAAACGAAACGACGUCCGAAGGUGACCAGGUCAGGGAAAUAGCAUUAAAACAUGUUUUUUUUUUUAAGGAAAGAUUAAAAAAAAAAUCGAUCCUAUAAUGAACUUUGUUUCUCAACAGUAAAUGUUGGCUACUUAGUGAAUUGCCUUGUUGUGCUCCAGCACAGCUGAAAUUGAAAAACGAACACGGAAAUGAUAUUUUUGAUGGGGAGGGGUUUCUUUUGCAGCAGAGCCACAACGUGCUACAGGCGGCUGUAUUGAUCAAGGAAGAAGGACCAAAAACGCGCGUGCGAACUUUCCUUACUUCGCUCUUAUCUAAUCAGAUCCUUGGAAGGACUUUAAUACCCGGGAGAGAUUUUAAACAAUUCUUACGCAACGUUUUGGAGGGUAAACAAGGUGUAUUGACACUAGUGUGGGUAUAUGACACAAUUACUUAGCACUCUAUUUAUCGGAGAAGAACAAACGUUUUUCCUAUUUGACGAACAGGAUGAUUGACCCUGUCAAUCAGGAGGAUAGCGUUUAGUCGUUGUAUUUUCGCUUUGUCAGAUCUUGAAGGCUUAGAUAGUGUAAAUUAUGGAGGGUAAAAAGUGUGAUCAUUGAGGCGGGCAAGAGGGCUACCCUCCCCCCCCCCCCACCCCCCUUUUCCUUGCCUACCAAUAAUCCAAGUUAACUCUAGUAAGUCUCANGGACAGCUGAAAUUGAAAAACGAACACGGAAAUGAUAUUUUUGAUGGGGAGGGGUUUCUUUUGCAGCAGAGCUACAACGUGCUACAGGCGGUUGUAUUGAUCAUGGAAGAAGGACCAAAAACGCGCGUGCGAACUUUCCUUACUUCGUUCUUAUCUAAUCAGAUCCUUGGAACGACUUUAAUGCCCGGGAGAGAUUUUAAACAAUUGUUACACAACGUUUUGGAGGGUAAACAAGGUGUAUUGACACUAGUGUGGGUAUAUGGCACAAUUACUUAGCACUCUAUUUAUCGGAGAAGAACAAACGUUUUUCCUAUUUGACGAACAAGAUGAUUGACCCUGUCAAUCAGGAGGAUAGCGUUUAGUCGUUGUAUUUUCGCUUUGUCAGACCUUGAAGGCUUAGAUAGUGUAAAUUAUGGAGGGUAAAAAGUGUGAUCAUUGAGGCGGGCAAAAGGCUACCCUCCACCCCCUUUUUCCUUGCCUACCAAUAAUCCAAGUUAACUCAAGUAAGUCUCAUAAAAACCAGGUAGACAGGGUCCUCUGACCUGAUUUUUAGCACUUACACGAGAAAUGUUCUUUGUAGAAUCUAAAUAUUUCAAGCUUACUAGGAACAGACGCGUAGCCGAUGCAUUGAAAAACACCACAGGAGCUAGAAACACGAUAGACAUGGAAACGGUUCUGAAAAUCAGCAAACUGUUUUCUGAGUUGAAACCUCAACUCUGUCAUUCAAAUGGCGUCACAUGUCCCCCAGGCCCUCCCGGUCUACCUGGACCAAAGGGAGACAAAGGAUCUCGUGGACGAAGAGGACAGAAAGGACGAACAGGAAACAGAGGAGAUCAAGGCAUUGUGGGAUCGCCUGGAAUGAGCGGAAAGCAAGGCAUCAUGGGACCUGUAGGUCCGAAGGGUGACGUUGGACUCAAGGGACAAAAAGGAGACAUAGGACCUGCAGGCACGCCGGGAGCUAAAGGAGAACCUGGUGAAUCAAUUUCAGCUCCUUUAAUUGCUGUGUCCCCUAAAACGCUGACAGUUAACGAAGGUGGUUCAGCUUCGUUUCAGUGUUCAGUGAGUGGUAACCCUAAACCUGCAAUCAAAUGGAGAAAAUGGAACAGUCAGUCACAAAUAAGCCGGCCAUUGGCUUCAGAAGGAAAGCUGCUUCUUAAGAAUGUCCGAGGAAGUGAUUCGGGUACAUAUAACUGUUCAGCGGUCAACAUUUUAGGACGAGCCCAGGGACUGGUACAGCUGAUAGUAAAUGGUAAAGUAAAUGCCAAGACCUUUAUGAAAUAAAGAAAAGAAUAAAUCAGAGUAAUAAACCAAUUUUGAAGACCCUGCUGUCCUUACAUUUUGCUUGCGAUAAAUUAUUUCAAAACAAAGCAAAACUAAAUAUCAUUGUUACAUUGUUGUUGUGUUCCUCUCAGUGCUAUGUCUUUCUCAUCUCAGUCCGCUGUGUCGUAAAAUCUAGCCUUAAAAUCCUAAAAUCCACUAAUAAAUAAAACCAAAGCAAAACACUCAAAAUAUUCUAUCUGAUCCAGUUCACCCUCGAGUUUCCCUUCAUCCCGGACCUCAUCACGCUAUUGAAGGAAGUAGUUAUACUCUCCCAUCCUGUCACGUGACUGGGUAUCCUGCACCAGUUGUCUCAUGGAGAAAGUCAUCCGGUCCAUUACCCCAGGGAAGAGUGAAGUACAACAACAGUGCAUUACAAAUUCUACAUGUUCGUAAAGAUGACUCUGACCUUUACUACUGUGCGGCAUCAAAUCUGUUGGGACGCGUCGAAAAGAAAACCUUCUUAGUUGUUGUCUCCCCUCCUCGUUUUUCUGUGAAACCACCCGCUAAAGUUGUCGCGUGGGUUGGUGACAGUUUAAAGUUAAACUGCAGCGCUACUGGUGAUCCACAACCAGUCAUCAGCUGGAAGAAACAGGGAGGUCAACUUCCCUUUGGGCGGAGUCAACAGAUUAAUGGCAAUUUGGUGAUAAGAGACAUAUCAAGGAACGAUAGAGGAAAUUACAUUUGUAUAGCAACGAAUGCAGGAGUGUUUAAGGCUGAGACUGGCACCUACGCUGAAGUUAAAGGUGCGAUUUUAUGAAGACAUUUGUAGAAGGCCUAAAUGUAAUAAACGACCCUAAAUGUAAUAAAGUCCUAAAUGCAAUAACUUUUUGCGCUAAAUGUAAUAAACUCUUAAGAGUGAUAACAUUAGGCCUUAUUAAGAGGCCCUGACUGUAAAUAUCGAGAGUCCGCCGACAGUUGCAAAAUUUCAUGAUUUAUUUUAUUCGACCUAAAAGCACUUUUUUGGUAAACUAUUUUCAAAAAUGGAAAUAAAAAGUUCCAUCGCACCUUGCUUUUUGCAAAAUGUAAGCUUCAUGUAAUUUUGUUAUGUUUAAGGCAACAUAAAGACCCGCUGAAAUAACUCACUUUCAAUCUUUUUGGUUGAGGGGAAAUAAAGGUCAACUUUAAAAACCUAUAAAAAUCCUAGUAUCUAAAUUUACGUGUCAUAUUGUACAGCAGGUGAAAGCUCGAACUGUCAUUGCUGGCCCAAAAAAAUUGCAUAAUAAAGCAGGCAGCCGUGACACAGCCCCUUUACUAUGACUUGUUACUUACGUCAUUGAUGUCGUUAAAACAUUUAAGGCCUAAUGUUAUCAGUCUUAAGAGUUUAUUACAUUUAGGGCAAAAAGUAUCUACAUUGAGGACUUUAUUACAUUUAGGGCAAAAUGUCAUUACAUUUAGGCCUUCUACAACAUUUAGAAUAUAAACGUUUUAGAAGAGAGGUAAACGUAAAUUUGAUCCAUUUUUUGCCCUCGGGCUAUAGAGGGGCAGGGCGUGGGGGCAGGGGGAGAGCAACAUACCUUUUUGUUUCAGAGGUAUUUCACUUUAGUAAUUGUUUAUUGUUUGGACAUAUUUAUUCUUUUUUUUUUUUCUGAAAAGCAAAUAUUGUGAGUCCAGAAAAUUUUCAUAUAGAUAUCUUGUCUUUGCGUGCUCAUCGCGUGGCGUCGAGACAAACGAAACCACCGAAGGUGACCAGGUCAGGGAAAUAGCAUUAAAAUGAUUAAAACAUGUUUUUUUUUUUAAGGAAAGAUUAAAAAAAUAAUCGAUCCUAUAAUGAACUUUGUUUCUCAACAGUAAAUGUUGGCUACUUAGUGAAUUGCCUUGUUGUGCUCAAGGACAGCUGAAAUUGAAAAACGAACACGGAAAUGAUAUUUUUGAUGGGGAGGGGUUUCUUUUGCAGCAGAGCUACAACGUGCUACAGGCGGUUGUAUUGAUCAUGGAAGAAGGACCAAAAACGCGCGUGCGAACUUUCCUUACUUCGUUCUUAUCUAAUCAGAUCCUUGGAACGACUUUAAUGCCCGGGAGAGAUUUUAAACAAUUGUUACACAACGUUUUGGAGGGUAAACAAGGUGUAUUGACACUAGUGUGGGUAUAUGGCACAAUUACUUAGCACUCUAUUUAUCGGAGAAGAACAAACGUUUUUCCUAUUUGACGAACAAGAUGAUUGACCCUGUCAAUCAGGAGGAUAGCGUUUAGUCGUUGUAUUUUCGCUUUGUCAGACCUUGAAGGCUUAGAUAGUGUAAAUUAUGGAGGGUAAAAAGUGUGAUCAUUGAGGCGGGCAAAAGGCUACCCUCCACCCCCUUUUUCCUUGCCUACCAAUAAUCCAAGUUAACUCAAGUAAGUCUCAUAAAAACCAGGUAGACAGGGUCCUCUGACCUGAUUUUUAGCACUUACACGAGAAAUGUUCUUUGUAGAAUCUAAAUAUUUCAAGCUUACUAGGAACAGACGCGUAGCCGAUGCAUUGAAAAACACCACAGGAGCUAGAAACACGAUAGACAUGGAAACGGUUCUGAAAAUCAGCAAACUGUUUUCUGAGUUGAAACCUCAACUCUGUCAUUCAAAUGGCGUCACAUGUCCCCCAGGCCCUCCCGGUCUACCUGGACCAAAGGGAGACAAAGGAUCUCGUGGACGAAGAGGACAGAAAGGACGAACAGGAAACAGAGGAGAUCAAGGCAUUGUGGGAUCGCCUGGAAUGAGCGGAAAGCAAGGCAUCAUGGGACCUGUAGGUCCGAAGGGUGACGUUGGACUCAAGGGACAAAAAGGAGACAUAGGACCUGCAGGCACGCCGGGAGCUAAAGGAGAACCUGGUGAAUCAAUUUCAGCUCCUUUAAUUGCUGUGUCCCCUAAAACGCUGACAGUUAACGAAGGUGGUUCAGCUUCGUUUCAGUGUUCAGUGAGUGGUAACCCUAAACCUGCAAUCAAAUGGAGAAAAUGGAACAGUCAGUCACAAAUAAGCCGGCCAUUGGCUUCAGAAGGAAAGCUGCUUCUUAAGAAUGUCCGAGGAAGUGAUUCGGGUACAUAUAACUGUUCAGCGGUCAACAUUUUAGGACGAGCCCAGGGACUGGUACAGCUGAUAGUAAAUGGUAAAGUAAAUGCCAAGACCUUUAUGAAAUAAAGAAAAGAAUAAAUCAGAGUAAUAAACCAAUUUUGAAGACCCUGCUGUCCUUACAUUUUGCUUGCGAUAAAUUAUUUCAAAACAAAGCAAAAUUAAAUAUCAUUGUUAUAUUGUUGUUGUGUUCCUCUCAGUGCUAUGUCUUUCUCAUCUCAGUUCGCUGUGUCGUAAAAUCUAGCCUUAAAAUCCUAAAAUCCACUAAUAAAUAAAACCAAAGCAAAACACUCAAAAUAUUCUAUCUGUUCCAGUUCACCCUCGAGUUUCCCUUCAUCCCGGACCUCAUCACGCUAUUGAAGGAAGUAGUUAUACUCUCCCAUCCUGUCACGUGACUGGGUAUCCUGCACCAGUUGUCUCAUGGAGAAAGUCAUCCGGUCCAUUACCCCAGGGAAGAGUGAAGUACAACAACAGUGCAUUACAAAUUCUACAUGUUCGUAAAGAUGACUCUGACCUUUACCACUGUGCGGCAUCAAAUCUGUUGGGACGCGUUGAAAAGAAAACCUUCUUAGUUGUUGUCUCACCUCCUCGUUUUUCUGUGAAACCACCCGCUAAAGUUGUCGCGUGGGUUGGUGACAGUUUAAAGUUAAACUGCAGCGCUACUGGUGAUCCACAACCAGUCAUCAGCUGGAAGAAACAGGGAGGUCAACUUCCCUUUGGGCGGAGUCAACAGAUUAAUGGCAAUUUGGUGAUAAGAGACAUAUCAAGGAACGAUAGAGGAAAUUACAUUUGUAUAGCAACGAAUGCAGGAGUGUUUAAGGCUGAGACUGGCACCUACGCUGAAGUUAAAGGUGCGAUUUUAUGAAGACAUUUGUAGAAGGCCUAAAUGUAAUAAACGACCCUAAAUGUAAUAAAGUCCUAAAUGCAAUAACUUUUUGCGCUAAAUGUAAUAAACUCUUAAGAGUGAUAACAUUAGGCCUUAUUAAGAGGCCCUGACUGUAAAUAUCGAGAGUCCGCCGACAGUUGCAAAAUUUCAUGAUUUAUUUUAUUCGACCUAAAAGCACUUUUUUGGUAAACUAUUUUCAAAAAUGGAAAUAAAAAGUUCCAUCGCACCUUGCUUUUUGCAAAAUGUAAGCUUCAUGUAAUUUUGUUAUGUUUAAGGCAACAUAAAGACCCGCUGAAAUAACUCACUUUCAAUCUUUUUGGUUGAGGGGAAAUAAAGGUCAACUUUAAAGGCCUAUAAAAAUCCUAGUAUCUAAAUUUACGUGUCAUGUUGUACAGCAGGUGAAAGCUCCAACUGUCGUUGCUGGCCCAAAAAAAUGGCAUAAUAAAGCAGGCAGCCGUGACACAGCCCCUUUACUAUGACUUGUUACUUACGUCAUUGAUGUCGUUAAAACAUUUAAGGCCUGAUGUUAUCAGUCUUAAAAGUUUAUUACAUUUAGGGCAAAAAGUAUCUACAUUGAGGACUUUAUUACAUUUAGGGCAAAAUGUCAUUACAUUUAGGCCUUCUACAACAUUUAGAAUAUAAACGUUUUAGAAGAGAGGUAAACGUAAAUUUGAUCCAUUUUUUGCCCUCGGGCUAUAGAGGGGCAGGGCGUGGGGGCAGGGGGAGAGCAACAUACCUUUUUGUUUCAGAGGUAUUUCACUUUAGUAAUUGUUUAUUGUUUGGACAUAUUUACAGUCAAACCAAGUCAAGCGUACCCCCCAAGAUUCUAUCAGUGAAUUGAUUAUUUGAAAAAUGAAUCCGUUAGUCAUUCCCGUAACUGGUGUCAAAUUCAAAGCGGCAUUUCUGCAUGCGUAAUGAGCAGUGAAUAUUUUACGAGAACUUCUCUGUAUUUGGUCAGAUUGGAAAUCUUUGAAUGGAUUAACUUCUUAGAAGACAUUUACAUCAAUUUCAGGAAAAUGGAGCUGGUAGAAAUUUCAUAACUGCCUCGCGUGUGAAUUCACGGCUCAUUACACAUACAAGAAUGCAGAGAUCAAUCUGAAAUCUACAACUAGCAACGGAUUCAACUUUUGAAUAAUAAAUUCAUUAAUAGAUUCUUGGGGGGUACGCUUGACCUGGUUUGACUGUAAGUUUAAGGAAGCCAGACGAUUGCUAUGGUUACCAGAUAUACGGUUUUAUAUGAAGUGAGGUCAAUUGAUUGUCAGAGUGAGUGUGCGAUUUGUUCGCACUUUUUCCUGCUAAAAAUAGUUUCAGAAUUCUUAGGUGUUCAGAUAUCACACUAAAAUCGCCACUAUGUUUUAAGAUGUUUUAGUUUUCCAACAGCGUCCUAUGCCAUAAUAUGUACAACAACUUGUAGAACUCAUAUUGUGGUUAUUUGCAGAAAUAUCUUAAACAAUAUGUAAUAUGUUAAAAAGUUACUCUAUGUGAAAAUACGGAGUAUAUUUUAGAGUUGGGUGGCUUUUAAUGGAGGACGGCAAGGAAUUGGUGGACUGGGUCUAGAAUAAAGUUCUAAAGCCGUGUAAAUGAACAGUUUUUAUUUUAAGCUUGAUUAAGCACUCCUGCUCUUUUUUGUAGUAACAUAAUUAUCAUAGCGUCUCUUUUGUUUUGUGUUAUCUUUUAAAGAACUUAUCUCGUUAUCCACUAUUCUUGGCGGCCUUGAGGGCAAGUACCUCGUUAAGCUGAGUUCAUAUUUAGACCCAGUCCUUCGGAGUUCAGGUCGCAGCAGGUUUGUGAGGUGUUGGCACGGUAAGACAGAUGGUUGGGCGUCAUCAACAUUCCACAGUAACUGUGAUGGAAAGGGUCCCACUGUAACCAUCGUCCAAGUCGGUAGUUACAUAUUUGGUGGAUACACUGACAAGUCUUGGGGUGGUAUGUAUCAUUUCAGAACACAGCCUUAAUAGCGCAAAGAUGUUAGCGUUUUCAUGUGGACUGGAAAAACGAUUCAAAUUCGCUGGGUGUGGACGCACAUUUUUAUUUUAUUCUUCUUUUUUUUGGAAACACCGAGAUAAAUUUCUCUGCUUUCAAAAAUAUCCGGAUACCGUGUGGACUGGGCCUAAAACCAAAAAAGAGACACAAAAACGCCUUUUAUGUGUGAACGGAAGGCAGAAACGUAGAAAAAAAUAUUAUAUCCGGGUACGUGUGGAUAAAGCCUCCUAAGUAUUUUAAAGCAUAAGUCACAGACACCGCUAGCAUACAAGUAAGCCGCAUGGGCUGUAUUAUUUCGAAUUUUUUCUCCUGGGAUUAUUCUGUUUGUCUCUUAAAAGUUUUCUGACAAACGGUUUGAAAGUAUUGAAAUGCUUUCACACCAAGCAAUUUGUGAAAAGUUGUAAUGUCGAUGUAACAGAUUGUUAUUAAAUGGAUUUAAAUAAAAUAACUAACUAGUUGAGUAAAUGAAUACCAAAGCGAACAUGCCUGAAAUUUCAUUUUUUUUCUACAAGAGUUUACUAGUAGCUUUAUAAUGUACAGGACAGUACUUUUUGAAAACUUGACUUAUUUUAGGUGAGGACUGGUGUAUUACCUCGCUUUGUUAAUCGUUAUAGCAUAUUCUAUCAAAAAGGUUCCAAAGCGAAAAACAUCCAGCUUCGAACACAUAUUUAUAGCUGCCAUUGUCACUCUUGCUACUUAUUAAAAUGUUUUGAAUAAUUUAAAUGAAUGUUUAAAAUAUGUUUUUCCACAGGUUCUUGUCGUUAUGUCUAUUCAAGUAAAUCGUUCCUUUUCUCGCUAUAUAACAUCAAUGGCUACGUUCCUGUUAAGGUGAACAUCAAGUCAAGUCGCUACAGUAAAGCUAUUUACGCAUGUUCUAGAUACGGACCAACCUUUGGUGGAGGACACGACCUGCACAUAUCGGGCAACGCUGCAAGCAAUCGCUAUCCCUACACCAACUGUGGCGGCUCCUACCCCCUCCCCCCUGGGUACUCUGCGUCUCAUUCUUCCUGUAGAUUUUAUGCAGGUGGAUCCAGUAUGCACUUCACUCCCACUGAUGUUGAAGUGUUUUACGAGACAACAACUUAA